UCACGUGCUCGUACUACUUCCGGGGUAGCUCUCUCUUCAGCAUGCUUUUCGGAAUUGUAUACCGACAUAACAUGUGUAUCUAAAACAAUUGGGAAAUAAAAUGAGUUCUCAAAAAGGUAAUGUCUCUCGUUCGCGAGCUCAGAAGCAUAAAAACAACACGGCCUUCGUAAACAACAAGUACGGAGCGACUGUACAAGUGCAGAAAGCAAACUCCAAGAUCCACGAUGGGCUCUGUAAACACUGUAAGGGUGUUCUGGAGUGGAGAGUAAGGUACAACAAGUACAAGUCACUGACACAACCCAAAAAAUGUAUCAAGUGUGCUCAGAGGACAGUGAAGGAUGCAUACCACAUCCUCUGUAAGCCCUGUUCUCUGGAGCUAGACAUCUGCUGCAAGUGUGGGAAGAAAGAGAAAAUUGUUAUUCCAAUUAACUCAGAAGGGGACAAUAAUGAUGAAGAAGAAGGAGGACAAGGAGAAGUAAAAGGAGAAGAGAAAGAUGAAGAAAAAGGAGGAGAAGAGAAAGAUGAAGAAAAAGGAGAAGAGAAAGAUGAAGAAAAAGAAAUAGAAAAAGGAGAAGAGAAAGAUGAAAAAGUUGUUGAACAGAAAAAGAAAGUGCGAGUACGAGCGAAGAAGGACUUGGAUGACUCGGACAGUGAUGAUGAUGAAGAGAGAGAGGACUUGCAUAGUGGCUCAAAGAAGACGCAGAACACGUCUGAUGAUCUCCCAGAUGUGUCCCGACUCCGAGUCAGAUUUAAUGACUAAGGACGAGUUUAAAGUGAAGUAUGAGAUUUGAGAGGUGACAUACCCCCAGCUAACCAAAUCUAAUACAAAAAGUUCCUAGUUUGAGUUCAGUUAACAAAAGCUACCAACUAAUUCACUGUGUAUCUUUGGUGAACACGGACCAAAAUGUUUCACUAUCUUCUGACUUUUCUGAUUUAAAGAAACAAACAAAAAAAUUAGAACAUAUUCGCCAGAUUAUUUUUCAAAGAUUGCCUGCCAGCUGGAUAAGUGUACUGUAAUUAAAACAUGUACAUUAAUGACAUUCAUUUGAAUUGUAUGUUUCCAAACUACCGAACUUCUCACAUCACUGAAUUAAUAGAGACUUGAAGUUUCACUGAAAGCAGAAGUUGAGGCUUUGCAUGAACUGACUCUGAAAUAUUGAGCCUGUCAUGCACGAUCUAUAUUUACCUAUAUUUACCCUCAGAGGACUACUUAUCAGUUGCUCUUAGUCUAAUACAAGCAUCCUGCAUCAAAUAGCUGUUGAUUCAACUUUAGAGCCUGAAGUUUGAUUCAGAAGAAAAUUGGAUUGUGUUAUAAUAAGUGUUUUAUGCACGUAUAUGACUGAGCAUCAGCUACAUAUUAGAAACACAUCUCGGACAAGGAAAUCAUACAAUACCAUUUUAUUUUUAUUGCAAAUAAAAGUAUAACAUGUUCCUCAAAAUGA
This is a messenger RNA of Trematomus bernacchii (emerald rockcod), 1442 nucleotides long. RefSeq lists its product as uncharacterized. The record is from RefSeq and is a predicted model, not a curated record. The transcript has 4 exons. The coding region runs from base 101 to 760 and encodes 219 amino acids. Lineage: Eukaryota; Metazoa; Chordata; Actinopteri; Perciformes; Nototheniidae.